GGACCCAUCGAUCCGUGACCUCUGUCUUUCCCAUGUCUCUUCCUCAGUACACAAUAACACAACACGCUCUCUCUCUUUUUAGAAUGAGUCUUCUUUCUUAUUUUGUUUGAAUUUCACUCCAAUCACUUUGAAACCACCGCAACCAAACACCCCCAAAUCCCACACCGCCUGCUAUAAUUUGAAUGGACGAAGAGAGCGAUUGAAAAUUUUUUCAUUUUUUUUUUUAACAGCGUGAGAGAGUUUUGGAAUGGCUUCGAGUUAUAGAAAUGGUUACAGGGGGAGUAGUAGUGGUAGCAUGAAGGUGGAUCGGCCGGUACCGUCGUCAAACCUCAAAGCGUCGUCGUUUAAAUCCAGACCUUCUGCGGGAUCCGCUCUCCGACGUAGCAGCCCCGCCUCUCUGACCGCCCUCGGCGACGGAGUACCUGGAAGAGUUCGAGUGGCUGUAAGAUUGAGACCGCGAAAUGCAGAGGAAUUGGCGGCUGAUGCAGAUUUUGCUGAUUGUGUUGAGUUGCAGCCAGAGCUUAAAAGGUUGAAACUCCGGAAAAACAAUUGGGAUUCAGACACUUACGAAUUUGAUGAGGUGCUUACCGAAUUUGCAUCGCAGAAGCGUGUCUAUGAAGUUGUUGCUAAGCCUGUUGUAGAGAGUGUUCUAGAUGGUUACAAUGGGACUGUGAUGGCUUAUGGUCAGACUGGUACUGGGAAAACUUUUACUCUUGGACGAAUAGGAGAGGAAGAUACAUCUGAUCGUGGAAUUAUGGUUCGUUCAAUGGAGGAUAUUUUUGCAGAUAUUUCUCCAGAGACUGAUUCUAUAUCAGUCUCGUAUUUGCAGCUUUAUAUGGAGACUCUGCAAGACCUGCUUGAUCCUGCAAAUGAUAACAUUCCUAUUGUGGAAGAUCCAAAAACUGGCGAUGUUUCAGUACCAGGGGCUACUCUUGUAGAAAUCAGGGACCAGCAGAGUUUUGUGGAGCUGCUAAGAAUAGGGGAAGCUCAUCGAAUUGCUGCUAACACAAAGUUGAAUACUGAGUCUUCUCGUAGUCAUGCUAUUCUGAUGGUACAUGUUAGAAGGUCUGUCACGGGAAGAGAAGAUAUAAUUUCCAGUGAAAAUGGAGAUCCCUCUCACUUGGCCAAACCCUUUAAGCCACUUGUUCGAAAAAGCAAGCUUGUUGUAGUAGAUCUGGCUGGUUCAGAGCGUGUCCAUAAGUCAGGAAGUGAGGGACAUAUGUUAGAGGAAGCCAAGUCUAUCAAUCUCUCUCUUAGUGCAUUGGGGAAGUGCAUAAAUGCUCUAGCUGAGAAUAGUGCUCAUGUUCCAGUUCGUGAUUCAAAGCUUACAAGGUUGCUUAGAGAUUCAUUUGGAGGCACUGCAAGGACGUCAUUAAUUGUGACUAUUGGCCCAUCCCCACGCCAUCGAGGAGAGACUGCGAGUACCAUACAGUUUGGACAAAGGGCUAUGAAGGUGGAGAAUAUGUUGAAGAUAAAGGAGGAGUUUGAUUAUAAAAGUUUGUCUAGAAGGCUUGAAGUACAAGUGGACAAACUCAUUGUGGAAAAUGAGAGGCAGCAGAAAGCUUUUGAGGAUGAAGUUGAAAGAAUAAACGUAGAAGCACAAAAUCGAAUCUCUGAGGUUGAGAGAAGCUUCACAGAUGCAUUAGAGAAGGAGAGGUUAAAAUGCCAGAUGGAUUAUAUGGAAUCAGUCAAGCAACUGGAGGAGAAGUUGGUGUUGAAUCAACAAAAGCAUGAUUGUGAUGGCUUCACUGAUGGUUUAUGUAAUGGACAGGGGUCUAGGCUUUCUGUUGCUGAGAUAAACAACCUGCUUGAAAAGGAAACUAACCUAAGAAAAGCAGCUGAAGAGGAGGUAGAACAUCUUAAAAGUCAACUUGGGCAACAUUUACAGUUAGAGGCAGGUGGAGAUACAGAGGUUUUAAAGCUUCUUAAAAUUAUAGAAGAUGAGGCUCAUCAGAAGAAGAAACUUGAAGAAGAAAUAAUAAUACUACGGAGUCAGUUGUUGCAAUCAACUUUUGAAGCUGACCAGAUGAGGAGAUGUCUUGAAAGAAGUGGGCCUGGAAAUGCAUACACUGGUCUAGAUUCUUCCAUGUCUCCAUUUAGGCAUUCCCAAUUCAAAGACUCUGGGAAUGGACAGAAGGCAUCAAUUGCAACACUCUUUGAGCAAGUAGGAUUGCAAAAGAUCUUGGCACUACUUGAGUCAGAAGAUGCCAAUGUACGGAUUCAUGCUGUGAAAGUGGUGGCCAACCUAGCAGCUGAAGAAGCCAAUCAGAAAAAAAUUGUUGAAUCUGGUGGCCUUACUUCCUUACUGAUGCUUCUUAGAAGCUUUGAAGAUGAAACUGUUCGCAGAGUAGCAGCUGGUGCAAUUGCCAAUCUUGCUAUGAAUGAAGCCAAUCAAGAACUUAUAAUGCUUGAAGGGGGAAUUAGUCUUUUAUCAAUAACAGCAGCUGAUGCUGAGGAUCCUCAAACCCUACGCAUGGUUGCUGGAGCUAUUGCUAAUCUAUGUGGCAAUGAUAAGUUACAGAUGAAGCUGAGGUCUGAAGGCGGAAUCAAGGCUUUGUUAGGAAUUGUGAGAUGUGGGCAUCCUGAUGUUCUAUCCCAAGUUGCACGUGGGAUUGCUAACUUUGCAAAAUGCGAGUCCCGAGGUUCUACUCAAGGGAUAAAAAGUGGCAGAUCUCUUUUGAUAGAAGAUGGUGCACUUCCAUGGAUUGUACAAAAUGCUAAUAAUGAAGCUGCACCAAUCAGGCGUCAUAUUGAGCUUGCACUCUGCCACCUGGCACAGCAUGAAGUAAAUGCGAAGGACAUGAUUAGUGGAGGUGCCCUCUGGGAGCUAGUUCGUAUCUCACGGGAUUGCUCCAGAGAGGACAUAAGGAGUCUUGCCCGCCGGACAUUAAAUUCCAGCCCCACCUUUAAAUCAGAAAUGCGGCGGUUGCGGAUAGAGUACUGAUGAUGGGCUUGUCUGAAUUGUUACUCUUACAUCUAGCUGAUGAGUGUGAUGUGCAGAAACUGCUAAAAAUGUGCUGUUUAGGCUUGGUUGGAAGGUGAUCUUACCCAUGCUACACAAGGGGGCAUUCGGCAGUUGAUUCUCCACUCGCAAAUUUUGUAAUGUGUAGGCUGGGCUUGUAAGCCAUGAUUAUAGCUUCAUUGACCAUCCAUGAUUGUAGCCUAGCGGAAAAGAAAUGAAAAGAAGAAAAAUUUUGCUGCUGAAUGAGUCAAAUUCGUUUCAUCUUCAGUUUCUGAAGUGGGACUGACUCAAUGUCCAGCUCCUCUGUUUCAAUGUGAAUGUUGUAUAAUUUGAUUUGUA
Messenger RNA from Quercus lobata, 3301 nucleotides. It is a transcript of the gene ARK2, whose product is annotated as armadillo repeat kinesin 2. Gene Ontology annotation, molecular function: ATP binding; microtubule binding; plus-end-directed microtubule motor activity. Gene Ontology annotation, biological process: spindle elongation; microtubule-based movement; mitotic spindle assembly. Gene Ontology annotation, cellular component: mitotic spindle; spindle microtubule. The coding region runs from base 248 to 2944 and encodes 898 amino acids. The transcript has 19 exons. The record is from RefSeq and is a predicted model, not a curated record. NCBI's taxonomy places the organism in Eukaryota, Viridiplantae, Streptophyta, Magnoliopsida, Fagales, Fagaceae.